This is a messenger RNA of Chlorella variabilis, 2664 nucleotides long. RefSeq lists its product as hypothetical. The coding region runs from base 1 to 2664 and encodes 887 amino acids. Gene Ontology annotation, biological process: regulation of growth. The transcript has 9 exons. NCBI's taxonomy places the organism in Eukaryota, Viridiplantae, Chlorophyta, Trebouxiophyceae, Chlorellales, Chlorellaceae. The record is from RefSeq and is a predicted model, not a curated record.
AUGACAGCUCCCACGUUCACCAAGGCAGAGCUGGCGGCUGCUGGCAGGCGCAAGCUCGAGGAGUAUCGAAGGCAGAAGGCGGCUGGCAAGGCAGCCGGGGCAGCCGCGCCGCAGCAGACCAAUGGCACGCCGCCGUUGCCGCCACCUGCCGCCGCUGCUGCAGCACCAACUUUCGGGGCACCGGUGCUCUCUGCAGCGGCGCCUGCAGCCAGCAGCAGUGUGCCCGAGGCAGCACACCAGGAGCGGCCGUUGCCUGGGUCGCAGCCGCCGGCGCCCGCUGCCGCACAGCAGCCAGCUGCAUCAUCGACAGCCGUCGCGUCCGCUAGCAGCAGGCCGCCCGCUGAGCCCGCUGAGCCCGCAGGUGGGCAGCAUGCCAGCAGCAGCAACAGCGGCUUUGGUGUGGGAGGCUACCAGUCUCGGCUGCCGCCGCCCAUGCCGACUUACAGCUGGCAGCCGCCACGUAGCAGCUCGCCGCCGCCAGCCCCCGACGCUGGGCCCACGCCAGCAGCAGCAGAGGCGCCAGCAGAGGCACCAGCAGCUGCACUGGCGUCUGACACUGCCGCGGCAGCGCAGCCGCAGCAGCACUCUGCAAGGGACGCCAGCCCCGCCAGCCAGCCAGCAGCGCCGGCAGGAGGCGCAUUUGGUGGCAGCAGCAGCCGAGGUGGUCUGUUUGGCUCGUUCUUUGGCUCCGCUGCUGGCAGCAGCGGCGGCAGCCUGGGCAGCAGCAGGCCCAGCUGGCUCUCCUCUGCGCCAGUCGAGCAGGCGCCGUUGGUGACACCGGCUGCACCGGCAGCGCCGCCUGCAGCCACCGGCAGCUGGGCGUCUGGUUAUGCCAUGCUGGCUGAUGCCUACGCCUCCCCCAGCAAAGAGCAGCAGCAGCCGGCAGCAGCACCUGCAUCGGUGACAGCCGUGCCCCAGCAGCAGCAGCAGCAGGAAAGCGGGAGCGGCGGCAGCGAGGCACAGGCAGCGGAGCUCGGUGCAGCAGCCAGGCACAGCCCCAGCCUCAGCGGCAGCAGCUACUGGGAGCAUGCAGCUGCUGGCGCGAGGGAGGGGCCGUCGGUAGCGCCCAACGGCGUGGCCGCCCCUCCAAGCGGCAGCUCUAGGGAAGCGCCCGAGGCAGCAGCAGGCGCAGCCGCGGCCGCCAAUGGCGUCCCGGCGCCAGCAGCAGUAGCAGCGGCAGCAGGAGGAGGAGCAGAGGCAGCUCCCAGCACCAGCAGCGCGGCGGCCGGCGGCGGCGGCGGCGCCACGCCGCUGCUGUCGCGCCAGGGCAGCGACGCCGCCUCCCAUGCCUCCCACACCUCCUCCCUGUUCCUGGGCGGCGGCGGCGGCCUGCCACCCAGCGCCAGCACCAGCAAGGCUCAGGAGUUCAAGGCCCUGCAGCAGCACAUCGAUGAGCUGACUGAGGAGAAGUUUAUGCUUCAGCGGGCGGUGGAGCAGCAGAUGAAAGUGGCCGACAGCCUGGCGGAGGAGAAUGAGGCCAUCACCAGGCGGUACAAUGAGCAGGGCGGCGAGGUGGAGGCGCUGCAGCGCACGGUGCGGGAGCUGCAGCAGCAGCUUGCGGGGCAGCAGUCGGCGGUGGAUGCGGCGCACGCGGAGCGGGACGCGUACCGCCUGUCAGCGCAGGAGAUCCAGGAGCGGUCCAAGUCGCUGGCGGCGGAGGUGGUACUGCUGGAGGAGCAGGUGCUGCAGCUGAAGAGCAGCCACUUGCGGGACCGCAGCCAGGCCAGCGGCGCGUCCGAAGCUCAGCUGGAGGCGGUGAGUAAGGAGCGGGGGUCGCUGCUGGAUGAGGUGCAUCGGCUGCGGGAGGAAAGCGCGGAGGCCAAGCACCAAGCCAGGCGCCUGCAGCAGCAGCUGCAGCAGGCCGGGGCAGCCGGCGGCGGCGCCGCGCAGCAGCAGGAGCAGCAGCAGCAGCAGGCGGCAGCGGGGGCGGAGGCGGACGGGGAAGGCGGCCGCCAGCAGCAGGCGGCGGGCGAGGGGGUCGAUGGGAUCGACAUAGAGGCUCGGGUGCGGCGGCAUGUGGAGGAGAUGCGGCGCGAGGAGCGGCAGCGGCACGCGGGUGAGGUGGCCCGGCUCGAGGCGGAGCUCCAGCUGGCGCUGCAGCAACAGGCGGAGCUGCGGCAGCGGCUGCAGGCAGGGCAGGCGGCGGGGGCGGCAGCAGGGGCCGAGCAGCCGCCAGCUGGCAGCUCGGCAGGCGGCUCGCUGGCAGCAGCCAGCGCGCCCAGGACGCCCUUGCCCGCGGCGCACUCUGGGCCUCCUGCCUCUGCGCUCAUCUCCCGGCAGGCGCUAGAAGAGGCUGCAGCAGCAGGAGGGCGAGAAGCCGACGGCAGCGGCGGCGCUCCAGAACCUGCGCCCUCGCAGCAGCAGCAGCAGCAGCAGGCGGCGGCGGUGGCGGCAGGGCCCGGUGGCGGGGCGGCGGCGCCAGGUGGCGAGGCGGCGAUCCAGCUCACCUCCUCCAUCUAUCUCCUGCUGGAUGCCUUGGAACAGGAGAAGCGCGGGCUGGUGGCAGCCCUCAACGCCAAGCAGGAGGAGGUGGAGCAGCAGCAGCGCAGCGUGCAGCAGCUGGAGCAGCGGCUGGCCGCGCACCAGCGGCGGCUGGAGCUGCUGGUGCAGCAGCAGAUGCGGGCGCAGGGCGGCGACAGCUGCAGGGCGAGCAUUCAGGAGUGA